AUGCCUUACGACAUGGACCAUGACGAACUCUACGAACUCUGCGAAGACGUCUUCAGAGCUCUCGACGAUGUCGCCGACGUUGACACCCCAGGUGUCGCCAGACUUGCACUCACCUCAAUCUCUAUGCUUCGCUAUGUCGAAACUGCAGUCGUCAACAUCGCCAGCAAAGACCUCGACACCGUCGAAGAGCUAAGAAACAGACAAAAGUCCAAGCUGACAGCCGCUACGAUGACUCAGCAUAUCGUGAAGAGACUGAUUGUCACUAUGGCAAAAUCAGUGCUCACGCUCAGGGAGACUGUUGAUGACUUGGUCAGAAAGCUGGAGGCAAGGGAGGAUCUCGCUCAGGAUCUUGAUGACAAGAUUCGUAUUGCCAGAGAGACUGAAGCCGAGAUGUGUGGUCGACUGUCAGAACCUGUCAAGCUUUUGAGUGCCGAGUCCGGUCGCAGUUGA
Molecule: messenger RNA, 450 nt
Organism: Aureobasidium subglaciale EXF-2481
Lineage: Eukaryota; Fungi; Ascomycota; Dothideomycetes; Dothideales; Saccotheciaceae
Exons: 2
Coding region: 1-450 (149 amino acids)
Source: RefSeq, a predicted model, not a curated record